Messenger RNA from Pteronotus mesoamericanus, 844 nucleotides. It is a transcript of the gene NDUFAF8, whose product is annotated as NADH:ubiquinone oxidoreductase complex assembly factor 8. Gene Ontology annotation, biological process: mitochondrial respiratory chain complex I assembly. Gene Ontology annotation, cellular component: mitochondrion. The record is from RefSeq and is a predicted model, not a curated record. Bases 306 to 530 code for a protein of 74 amino acids. NCBI's taxonomy places the organism in Eukaryota, Metazoa, Chordata, Mammalia, Chiroptera, Mormoopidae. The transcript is spliced from 3 exons.
UCACCACGUGGGUUUGGCCCCGCUGGCCAAUCACUACUGUGGGACGGUUCUGAGUACGACUUCGGUAAACAAUUUAAGCCUGAGCCAAUCCGAAGUCCCAAAUCAAAGACAGACAGCCUACCAGCCAGUUAAAGGGCUCCUUGAAGACCGCGGUUCCGGAGAGGUAGAGACAUACACUGGAGCCCUGGCCAAUUAGAAAGCGUAGGGAAGGUGAUGGGCGGAAGUAUCGACCUAUCAAGGUGUUUGCUGCCGGAAGAGGACGGACCUAAGGUCGCGGCGCCCGUGGGUACCAGGAAGAGCCGCUCAUGUCGGGGAACGGAGCGGUGUGGGGGCGCGUGCGAAGCCGCCUCCGUGCCUUCCCAGAGCACCUGGCGGCCUGUGGGACCGAGGCCGCAGCCUACGGCAGGUGCGUGCAGGCGUCCACGGCCCCGGGCGGCCGCCUAAGGAAGGAUCUCUGCGCGCAGGAGUUCGAGGCCUUACGGAGCUGUUUCGCCGCUGCGGCCAAGAAGACCCUGGAGGGAGGCCCUUAGGAAGGACCGAGGGCACAAAGCCAAACACCUUGAAACACCUGGAGUUCUGAGGGCCGCAAGGCCCGGCCCCGCUGGGGCGGCCACGGGCAGGGGGCGGCAGCCCCCGGCAUCAUGCGCGCAGGGUUCCGGUUAGAGCUGGCUGCAGCGAGCCGGCAGCAGACCCCGCAGGCCCCAUGAGGCCCCCGCUCUGCGCACGGUGUUUGCACAGGCCUGGCCUGGCUCGGAAGACCUGGACAGAGUGUGGGCGGCAGGACUUACUGCCUCAGGACUCCUGCUUUUCAAAGAAUUCUCACUAAUAAAAUGUCAUCUGAAUC